This is a messenger RNA of Hydatigera taeniaeformis, 1308 nucleotides long. Lineage: Eukaryota; Metazoa; Platyhelminthes; Cestoda; Cyclophyllidea; Taeniidae. The record is from the annotation of a GenBank genome assembly.
AUGCCACGGGCGUUGGAAAUUGUGGCGCAUCUGAUUUCGGAGGGAAAAGCUCACGACAUAAUCGUAAUGGCAGGUGCGGGCAUCAGCACAGCCAGUGGCAUUCCUGAUUUCAGAUCUCCUAAAACAGGGCUGUAUGCCAAUCUCAAGAAAUACAAACUACCUUAUCCAGAGGCAAUAUUCGACAUCAACUACUUUAAGAUGCGACCCUCAGCGUUCUAUACUCUUGCCAAAGAAUUGUAUCCUGCGGGAAAAUACCGGCCAAACAUAGCGCAUUACUUUUUUCGACUCCUCAAUCAGAAGCGUCUACUCAGGCGUGUGUACACUCAAAAUAUUGAUGGACUCGAAAGAGUAGCUGGAGUACCGCCAAGCAAGUUGGUUGAGGCCCACGGCACCUUUGCCACCGCGCAGUGUCUAAAAUGCGAAAAAUCCAUUCCUGCGAGGAUGGUCAAGGCAGCAAUUGAUAGAGGGAAGGUGGCACGAUGUUACCGUUGCAGAGGAUUAGUGAAACCUGACAUUGUCUUCUACAAUGAGGACCUUCCAGCCAAGUUCUGGCGCUACCGAGACGACAUUCCAAAGGGGGAUCUAAUCAUAGUGAUGGGCACUUCUCUGGAGGUGCAGCCCUUCUCCAGGUUGAUUGUUGCCACUCCAUCCAACACACCGCGUGUGCUCCUCAAUAAGCACAUCGUUGGACCAUUUAAAACACGUCGCCGACCCAAGGAUUUCGUUGCUCUUGGCGACAUAAGCACACUCAUUCGUGAAUUGUGCGCAUUGCUGGAAUGGACAGACGAACUAGAGAAUUUGAUGCGAGACGCCGAGUUGAAACGGAUUGACUACAUUGGCCUCAGUCCCCUCAACCUAAGUGCCAUGCUAAGACUUCGAAGUGAGCGUCGCCAGCGCAGCGACUCUAAGUCGGUGAGAAAUAGCUGUCACACAACAACUAACAUCUCCUCCAUUCUACCCAACGUCUGCCUCGAUGAAGAGAUGGAAAUGCGGGCUUGUAUGGCCUCCUCAGAGGUAAUGCCUGCUCCUGUUCCAGUGGGGCAUGACGACAAACGGAGGCGACUCAUCAGCAUUGCCCGUGAAUGUCACAGCGCUGAGGGAAUGCAAACGCUCCCUCCUUCACAGCAUCGGCUUCGAGGUCUAUCUGUGCCUCCACUAGGGUGCAAUGUUGAGGAAAGUGGUGAGGGAGGUCAAAUCACCGAUGAAUUGAAGGCCAAAUCUGAGAUAAAGGUAAACAAAGAGGCAGUCGGGCUCCACAGACACCUUUCGGAGCUGCACAUCACCACGCACAGCGGAGAGUGGAACUAG